Messenger RNA from Prionailurus viverrinus (fishing cat), 773 nucleotides. RefSeq names its product aralkylamine N-acetyltransferase (gene AANAT). Lineage: Eukaryota; Metazoa; Chordata; Mammalia; Carnivora; Felidae. The record is from RefSeq and is a predicted model, not a curated record. The transcript has 4 exons. Gene Ontology annotation, molecular function: aralkylamine N-acetyltransferase activity. Gene Ontology annotation, cellular component: cytoplasm. Gene Ontology annotation, biological process: response to light stimulus; melatonin biosynthetic process; circadian rhythm. The coding region runs from base 150 to 773 and encodes 207 amino acids.
GGGAGCUGGAAAAUGCAGACACGAUCAUCUGACUUCUCGGCUUAACAUCUCUCUGUGGCUCUCCUGACCCACCAGGUGCCGCAGGACCCUUUCCGGCCACCAAGGCCACUUCUGAAGCUGGGGCACCCGGGGACGCACCAGCAUCCAGGAUGUCCACACAGAGCACGUACCCGCUGGAGCCCGAGGCCUCGCAGCUGCAGCCGGAGACCCCAAAGGCCCCAGGCCACCAGCGGCGUCAUACGCUUCCCGCCAACGAGUUCCGCUGCCUCACCCCGGAGGAUGCUGCCAGCGUGUUUGAGAUUGAGCGUGAAGCCUUCAUCUCUGUCCUGGGCAUCUGCCCCUUGUAUCUGGAGGAGAUCAAGCACUUCCUGACCCUGUGUCCAGAGCUGUCCAUGGGCUGGUUCCAGGAGGGCCGCCUUGUGGCUUUCAUCAUCGGCUCGCUUUGGGACCAGGAGAGACUCACUCAGGAGUCGAUGACGCUGCACCGGCCCGGGGGCCACACCGCCCACCUACGCGCCCUGGCCGUGCACCACACUUUCCGGGGACAAGGCAAGGGCUCCAUCCUGAUGUGGCGGUUCCUGCACCACCUGGGGAGGCAGCCAGCAGUGCGCCGGGCCGUGCUCAUGUGUGAGGAUGCGCUGGUGCCCUUCUAUCGGAAAUUCGGCUUCCGCCUCGUGGGCCCAUGCGCCAUCACCCUGGGCUCGCUCACCUUCAAUGAGCUGCAGCGCUCCAUGUGGGACCAUGCCUCCCGGCGUAGGAACAGCGGCUCCUGA